Brassica rapa (field mustard) is the source of this 1302-nucleotide messenger RNA. RefSeq lists its product as uncharacterized. Lineage: Eukaryota; Viridiplantae; Streptophyta; Magnoliopsida; Brassicales; Brassicaceae. The record is from RefSeq and is a predicted model, not a curated record.
AUGCGGGUGAUGCCAAGCUCCGAGAAACCGUCUCUAAGAAGAAGAGACGAGUUCGGAGGCAAAGGCCGGCCAGUCGGUAGGGUUUGCAAUCAUGUCCACCAGGUCGGAGCAAUCCGUCUCCAUUUGAACCACGGUGCAAUAAGCCAAAUCAAUAACAUCGCUGCCUUCCUAUGGACUGGUCCAGUGCUCAAGUCGUCUAAUGCUAAGGUAGCUUGGAAGGAGGUAAGCUGUCUGAAGUGUGAAGGAGGCUUAGGGAUACGAGACUUGAGAGAAGUGAAUAAGGUCUAUGGUCUUAAGUUGAUAUGGAGAAUGCUUUCGGGGGACUCUUUAUGGGGCAAGUGGAUCCAUGCUAAUCUACUGAAAGGGAAGAAUUUUUGGGUUGUGAAGUCUAAUACGCAAGUGGGGUCGUGGAUGUGGCGGAAAAUGUUGAAACUAAGAGAAGUGGCUAAACUGUUCUAUAAGAAGGAGCUCGGAAAUGGAAGACACACCUCCUUUUGGUAUGAUCACUGGUCUGAGAAAGGGGUUCUUCAUGACUUGUUAGGAGAUAGAGGAGUUAUUGAUCUGGGUGUAGGGAAAGACGAGUCUGUGGAGGAUGCUCUGAUGAGUAGUAGGAGAAGAAGAAGACUUCGCGUUAGUAUCCUCAAUGAUCUUGAGGAAGAGAUGAGAAUCACCAGGAGCAGGCUUGAUCCAGAAGUAAAAGAUGUAAGUUUUUGGAAAGGGAAAUCGGCUUACAAGCAGAAGUUUUCUACUCAAGAAACUUGGAAGCAGGUGAGAGUUGGAAGUCCUCUCUGUUUUUUGGCCAGAGGAGUGUGGUUCUCCCAUGCCACUCCUAAAUUUGCGUUCAUGGCGUGGUUGGCUUCAAGGAACAGACUAUCUACAAUGGAUAAAGUGGUAAAAUGGAGUCAUGGUAUUGAUACCUCUUGUGUUCUCUGUAAAGCUGCGCAUGAAUCGAGAGAUCAUCUCUCAUUUGAGUGUCAGUAUACGGCUCAAGUUUGGGAGUUCAUUGUGAAAGGGAUCUUGGGUAGUUCGUAUACGAAUCAGUGGUCAGAGAUUAUGGAUAUCAUAACAGAUUCGUCAAGGGAAAGGAAGAGUUUUUUCUGUCUAAGAUAUUCUUUUCAAGCAGUACUUUAUGGUGUGUGGAGAGAGAGAAAUAAUGUCAGGCACGGAGAUAGAAUGUUGCAUGUUGCUGUUCUUCAAAGAUUGCUUGACAAGAGUAUUAGGAACAAGAUUAGUGUUCUGCGGAAAAAGGGGAUUAAAGGAAUGGAGGUGAUGAUGCAAUAUUGGUUUCUUACUAGGAUGUAA